Striga hermonthica is the source of this 776-nucleotide messenger RNA. The record is from the annotation of a GenBank genome assembly. NCBI's taxonomy places the organism in Eukaryota, Viridiplantae, Streptophyta, Magnoliopsida, Lamiales, Orobanchaceae.
CUAGUGGAUCUUCCUCCUGGAAGUAAACCAUUGGGCUAUAGAUGGAUUUUCAAAAGGAAAAUGAAACCUGAUGGAACAAUUGAUAAGUAUAAGGCUAGACUUGUGAUUAAAGGAUAUAAACAAAAAGAAGGUCUUGAUUACUUUGAUACAUAUUCUCCAGUGACGAGGAUAACAUCCAUCAGGGUGAUUAUUGCUAUUGCAGCUUUACGAAAUCUUGAAAUACAUCAAAUGGAUGUAAAAACAGCUUUUCUAAAUGGAGAUUUAGAAGAAGAGAUUUAUAUGGAGCAACCUGAAGGGUUCUCUGCUCCCGGGAAAGAGAAUAAAGUUUGCAAAUUGGUUAAGCCUUUGUAUGGCUUAAAACAAGCUCCAAAACAAUGGCAUGAGAAGUUUGAUAAUGUCAUGAUUGAAUGUGGAUUUAAAAUUAAUGAAUGUGAUAAAUGUGUUUAUGUUAAAGACACAGAAAAAGGUUAUGUAAUCUUAUGUCUUUACGUAGAUGACAUGCUUAUCGUUGGAAGCAAUGAUAAAAUUAUUAAAUCCACAAAAGAUAUGUUAAAUUCAAGAUUUGACAUGAAAGAUGUGGGUCUAGCUGAUGUGAUUCUUGGAAUUAAAAUUCAUAGAACAUCACAAGGAAUUGUUCUGAGUCAGACACAUUAUGUGGAGAAAAUCCUUGAAAAAUUUAAUAAGGAUGAUUUUACUCAGGCUAGGAACCCGAUAGAUACAAGUCAGCAUCUGUCGAAAAUAAAGGAGAAAGUGUUUCUCAAGUCGAAUAUUCAAGG